This is a messenger RNA of Gymnogyps californianus (California condor), 631 nucleotides long. RefSeq names its product mal, T cell differentiation protein like (gene MALL). The record is from RefSeq and is a predicted model, not a curated record. NCBI's taxonomy places the organism in Eukaryota, Metazoa, Chordata, Aves, Accipitriformes, Cathartidae. Gene Ontology annotation, molecular function: structural constituent of myelin sheath. Gene Ontology annotation, cellular component: membrane. The transcript has 3 exons. Gene Ontology annotation, biological process: myelination. The coding region runs from base 35 to 367 and encodes 110 amino acids.
GAGCCGGAGCGGUCGUGGUGUCAGCUGAGAAGAGAUGGCCUUGGCGUGUCCCCCUGCAGCCUCCACGCAGCCCGCCUUGCCCUCCGGACCCGCUGUCUUCAAAACCGUCCCCUACGUGUUCAUCCUACCGGAGAUACUCUGUGGGACCUGGGUGUGGAUCCUCGUUGCUGCUACCUCCGUCUCCUUCCCGCUGCUGCAGGGAUGGGUGAUGUACGUGUCCAUCAGCUCCUGGCUCAUCUCCCUGCUGUUCCUCUUAAGCUACCUCUUUGGCUUUCACAAAAACAGCGAGAACUGGAAAGUGCUGUUCUUUGCCUUCAUCACGACCUUCCUGUACAUCCUCCACUCCUUCAGCAUCUACUACCAGUGAGCUCAGCAGCACCGGCUUCGCCUGUGCGGGACGAGGGCUUUCCCAGCGCAAAGGAUGCAGAUGUCUUCCGCCAAGGUGUCCCUGCCGCAGCCCUGUCACCCACCCCAUGGGGACGGCGGUUACUUUUUCACUUCAUUGAAGGAGGGAUUUUUGUACAGCGGUGUCGUGUCGGUAUGCUUAUGGGGAUGUUUCGUGCCUUGCCCGUGGGCUACGCAAGGGGAGGGACUGGGUGCAGGCUCCGAGCCAGCCUCCCACUCCGAUGUU